AUGACGAACCAAGUGACGUGUUACAUCAAGGUGUGCAGGAGGGGGAAAAAAGCUGCCACCAUAGGUGUGGGCAGUCCAGGGAUGGUGAUGCGCAGCACUCGAGGUGUUUCUGUUUGGCCCGUGGGGUUUGUGGGUGGCCGAUCAUAUGAGCGCCCCCUGGUGUCCGGGGGGAAAGUUGUUGGAUGGUACACUGGCUGGAGACCAGACAGACCCUUUGCUACAGACAUGGCAGGCUUUGCGGUGAAUCUCCAGGUGAUCCUUUCCAACCCGCGGGCGCUGUUCAAGAGGCGGGGGUCUCAGCCCGGGAUGCAGGAAUCUGACUUCCUGAAGCAGAUCACCAAGGUUUCUGAGCUGGAGCCCAAGGCCAACAAUUGCACACGGGUGCUGGUUUGGCACACUCGCACAGAGAAACCACACCUGGCAAAUGAGCCCAAACUUAAGAAGGACACUGUGGACAUCGAGGUGUGACUGCAGCCGUGCGUCACGCCUCAGCGUUACAUCCUGAAUGGAGGGGCAAAGACUCUUAGGAUCUGCAUGAUUCAUGACUCUCUGCUGUUCAUCCAAAUAAUUUCUUGGGGGAACUGGACUCAUUUAAGAGAACUGGAACAUCUUGGACCAUUUGUUUUCUUCCAUCUGCUUCCUGCUGAUGUAAAUACAAAAGUAAAUGUAAUAUAUUGCGCUGCUGAACAGAGUGCCAUAUGUGUCUCUUUUAAUCAUUGUGUUGUCAAAUUGACUGUGGGACGAUGUAUGAAGAGGUCAUUUAGAUUAGGGCUGGGCGAUAUGAAGAAAAUCUUAUAUCGCAAUGUAUUUGGGCUAUAUCGUGAUAUACGAUAUAUAUCACUAUAUGUUUAAAUUACCUGCAUAAACAGUAGAGUGCAUAAAAUUGCACUGAUAUACUCAUUCAAACUUUUGGUUUCAAAUUUAAAACAUUUUGUUUUAACCAGCAGAAAGCUUUUCACU
Cyprinodon tularosa is the source of this 960-nucleotide messenger RNA. RefSeq names its product galactosylgalactosylxylosylprotein 3-beta-glucuronosyltransferase 2-like. NCBI's taxonomy places the organism in Eukaryota, Metazoa, Chordata, Actinopteri, Cyprinodontiformes, Cyprinodontidae. Gene Ontology annotation, cellular component: Golgi membrane. Gene Ontology annotation, molecular function: galactosylgalactosylxylosylprotein 3-beta-glucuronosyltransferase activity. Bases 1 to 468 code for a protein of 155 amino acids. The record is from RefSeq and is a predicted model, not a curated record. Gene Ontology annotation, biological process: chondroitin sulfate proteoglycan biosynthetic process; carbohydrate metabolic process. The transcript has 4 exons.